Lachancea mirantina is the source of this 1296-nucleotide messenger RNA. Lineage: Eukaryota; Fungi; Ascomycota; Saccharomycetes; Saccharomycetales; Saccharomycetaceae. The record is from the annotation of a GenBank genome assembly.
AUGGCAAUCUUGAGAAAGCUCUUGGCCUUAUCCAUUGCAUUGGUGUUGAUUGCCGCCCACUCUAGUGCAAACUCAGAUGUGUCGUUGAAGAAUUCACAGCUCUCUUUACCUGAGCUUGUCAAGUCCGAUAAACUCCCAGAUACGUGGGUUUUAGGCGAAUCUGCUGUCUUAAAUGAAGGUAGGUUGAUGCUAACACCAAAAAAAGGUACAGAAGGUUCUUUGUGGGCUAAGACUGUUUUCCAUCUCCAAGAAAGCUUCACAGUUGCUUGGACAGUGAGAAGCGUAAAUUUUCGAGGAAAGUCUCCAGGAGGACUUGCUCUCUGGUUUAUUAAAGAGGAUGCGAGCGAAAAUAAAAAUCUGUUCAAUGGGCCUGACCAUUUUGAUGGCUUACAACUACUGAUUGAUGAUAAUAGUGAAAUUGGCGCAACUCUUAGAGGAAAUUUUGGUGAUGGGACAGAGACCAUGACAAACCAAGACAUAUAUUCCCAUACGUUUGCUUCUUGUCUUAUGGCUUACCAAGACUCAUCUGUGCCCCUUACCAUCCGAUUGACGUAUGUGGGUUCUGAUGAUAGGCUUUUGAAGCUUCAAGUCGAUAAUAAGGUGUGCUUUCAAUCUACUAAAAUUCAAUUUCCUUUGGGCGAUUAUAAAGUGGGUGCAACAGCUAGCAAUGCAAACACCGAAGAAUCAUUUGAAAUUCUUAAGAUGGACUUUUACGACGGUCCAAUUAAGGAAUCAUUUAUUCCUAACGUUAAAGAAUUAGAUCAGCCAAGACUUAUCACAAAGGUCAUUAACCAGAAAACAGGACACGAGGAACUCGUUGAAAAGUCUCCCAUGGAGAUAAGCGGCGGAGAUGCAGUCUCUAAUUUUGACCUCUUCAAGAAGCUGAAUAGAAUUGAGGGUAAAAUUCUUGCAAAUGAUAUCGGUGAGCUCUUACUUUCUUUCGAAAAAGUCCUUGCUCUGCAAAAAGAGCAGGCACAUAGGAUCGAUCAAAUCAUUGCCAAAAUUGCAUCGUCUGAUGGUCACAAGGGCCAGAUUUCCGACAUGAACACAGAUGAAACCUUCUCUGACUUUUUUAAAGUUGAUCAGAAACUUCAACAGCUUUUGGAGGAACAGCAAAGAGUUAAAGAGCUUUCCAAAAAAAAUGGAGGCCAAGAUGGUCUCACUAGCGGGCCACACAUCGAUGAAAUCGUUCGCAAACUCUCGAUGUGGCUAGUGCCAUUGGUCGUUAUAAUGAUGGUAAUGGCCUAUUAUACCUUCAGAAUUCGGCAAGACAUUGUGAAGGCCAAACUUUUGUGA